UAGUUAUACAUAUAUAUAGGAAAGUCGAAUAAUUGUGGACGUAUAAUUCAGUUUAUGGAAUUCCUCGUAACCUUUUCAGUUGACACAUGACUUGGAAGGAUGAUUACUCUUGCAAUUGAAACAAAUUGGAAAAAUCAUUAUCUUUUCUGAAUACUUCUUAUAUAAAAACCUGGGAUGUUCUGUGACAUCGUUCACAUCGACUGCAUGCUGCCAGGAUGAAGUUUGUGAUGUGUGUUGCUACUGUUCUCCUCUCAUCUGUGUCCGGUCUUGAGUGGCCUACGAGGAGAGAGAUUGUACCAGCUACAUCUAGUGCAUGUCAGAACGUUUAUGCACAAAUAUUUGGGAUCAUGGUAAGACCAAGGUUUAGCAAUCUUAUCGAAGAUGGCAGACUGAGCCUUGAUUGCAGCCAGCAGACAUUGACAAUGGCAGAUGAAUGCCAACGAUCAGGGUAUUUGAGAAGAUCACAUUUCAGAGUUGAACAUCUGAACAUUGCCCUCAAUACCUUCUGUAGCCACAAACCAGAAAUCGAGGGAGAGGCGUCAUGUUGGACCAGUGAAGAAUUGCCAGAGACUGUUGUUUCAUGUUCACAACAAGACAGGCGUGCUUUUGCUGAGUGUGUUUACCAAAAUGUGAGCAAUCUCAGAAAGUGUACCAACACCACUGGCGCCAUCUUCCGGCAACUGGUUUUGGAUAUUUUUCCUUAGAUGUAUCCAUGCAAACACACCUUCCGAUAAAAGUGGAGCAAAACAUCAUGUUAUGUUUGAAUCUUAAUAAAUGAGUCUGAAUUUC
This is a messenger RNA of Haliotis rufescens (red abalone), 789 nucleotides long. RefSeq lists its product as uncharacterized. The record is from RefSeq and is a predicted model, not a curated record. Lineage: Eukaryota; Metazoa; Mollusca; Gastropoda; Lepetellida; Haliotidae. The transcript is spliced from 5 exons. The coding region runs from base 216 to 704 and encodes 162 amino acids.